Papaver somniferum (opium poppy) is the source of this 2528-nucleotide messenger RNA. RefSeq names its product exocyst complex component EXO70B1-like. Gene Ontology annotation, cellular component: exocyst. Gene Ontology annotation, molecular function: phosphatidylinositol-4,5-bisphosphate binding. The coding region runs from base 104 to 2290 and encodes 728 amino acids. NCBI's taxonomy places the organism in Eukaryota, Viridiplantae, Streptophyta, Magnoliopsida, Ranunculales, Papaveraceae. Gene Ontology annotation, biological process: exocytosis. The transcript has a single exon. The record is from RefSeq and is a predicted model, not a curated record.
UCCUUGAUUUUCUCUGUUCCAUUUCUAAUUCCAAACCCUUCAUUUCCUCCCUUAAAGAAAAUAUCAUUAAUCAGCUUUCAUUCUCUUUAACAACCAACUCCAAAUGGAGAAAACCUUUUCUCUUCCUCCUGAGAAAUCCGGUAGUUUUGCCUGCCGUUCUUACCCUAACAAUAAUAAUAACAAUAACAACCUCGACAACUCUUCUCCAAAACAUACAUCUGAUAUUACCAUUUCUUUGUCUCCUCAAGCAUCCAGCCUAAAAUCAUUAGACUCAAUACCUGAAUCUCCUAAGGUCCAAGAAGAAAACAUUCAUAACAACAAGGAAGAAACAAACGAAGAACAACAACAAGUAACAACACCAACAGCAACAGAAGGAGGAGAUAGCAUUGCAGCAACUGAACCCGAAUCGUCUCCGUCUGAUCUUGACUCUAACAUUAACAAGUUAUCUGAGGACAUCGAUCGGUUUCUUAAUCUUUUAUCUACUGCCACGGUUGGUGACGAACGAAAUCCUCCACCGGAAAUCCCUGUUUCCAUCGAAAACUUUCUUAAGGUUGUUGAAGCGGAUUUGUUGAACCAAGAUUCGAGCAAAGAACCUGAGAAGUGGCUUGAGAAUUCGGAAGAAGGUCCCUCUCUUCUUCAAUCUACUUACAGGAUAUCAAACUUGACAAAUUCUCUCAAAGAGUUUCAUUUCGAUUUGAAUUACGCUAAGUCUUUCAAUCGUACUAGUACUGUUUUACAAAAGGCAAUGACGUUCUUAGAAGAAGAGUUUCGUGCAUUACUCGAUGAAUCUAGAAGCUGCGAAGUCGAACCGAUUGUGAUCAAUCCUAAAUCAAAGAAGCAUUCCUCUUCCAAAGAUCUUGAUCGCACAACUAGUACAGCUUGUGCUGUAAUCCCACAAGAACCUGGUUCUGCUAGUGCUGAAUCCGAAUUCCCCGGAUAUGCACCGGAGGUUGUAACGAACCUGAACCGAGUCGCAACGGCUAUGAUAUCCGGCGGGUACGAAACCGAGUGUUGUCAGGUGUAUAGCAUAACAAGGAGAAAUGUUUUUGAAGAAAGCUUAAACAAGAUGGGGUUUGAAAAGAUUAGCAUCGACGAUGUGCAGAAGAUGCAAUGGGAGUCUCUUGAGUCGGAGAUAUCUACAUGGAUUAAAACGUUUAAAAGAUGCAUCACAAUUUAUUUCUCAGGUGAGAAGAAGCUUUGCGAAGCGGUUUUCUCCGAUUAUCCUCGUGUGGCGGACAGUCUGUUCAGUAAUCUUACGCGAGGGAUCAUUAUACAACUUUUGAAUUUCGCCGAAGCUGUUGCCAUGACGAAAAGAUCAGCUGAAAAACUCUUCAAGUUCCUCGACAUGUACGAAACCUUACGUGAUCUUAUUCCAGCCAUGGACGAAGUGUUCUUCAACGAAUCGUCAGUGGAACUCAAAGCGGAAAUUUCUUCAGCCCGUUGUCGGCUCGGCGAGGCAGUGGUAAGCAUUUUCUGUGAUUUAGAGAAUUCAAUUAAGAGCGAUACUGGUAAAACGCCUGUACCUGGUGGUGCAGUUCAUCCUUUAACUCGUUACACAAUGAAUUAUCUAAAAUACGCUUGUGAAUAUAAAGAUACAUUAGAACAAGUAUUCAAUGAACACAAAAAGAUUGAUAAUCCAUCCGAAGAUGAUCAAGAAGGCGAUAAUAACGAUGAUAAUGCACGCAACAAUCAAUCGGCACCACAAUCUCCUUUCGCAUUGCAGCUAGUAAACGUAAUGGAUCUACUCGAUGCGAAUCUCGAGUCGAAAGCCAAAUUGUACAAAGAUCUUUCAUUAAGUUACAUUUUCUUGAUGAAUAAUGGACGCUAUAUAAUGCAAAAGAUUAAGGGUUCAGUCGAGAUUUAUCAUCUAAUGGGCGACAAUUGGAGUCGUAAAAGAUCCUCGGACCUUCGACAGUAUCACAAGAACUAUCAAAGAGAGACAUGGGGUAAGGUGUUAGCAUGUCUUAGAGAUGAAGGUUUACAAGUACAUGGUAAAGUCUCAAAGCCAGUAUUGAAAGAAAGGUUCAAGGCUUUUAACGCAAUGUUCGAGGAAAUUCAUAAAGCGCAGAGCUCGUGGGUUGUAAGCGACGAGCAACUCCAGUCCGAGCUCAGGGUUUCGAUAUCAGCCGUUAUGAUACCGGCUUAUCGAUCUUUCUUAGCAAGGUUUAGGCAGUACUUGGAUUCAGGGAGACAGUCCGAGAAGUACAUAAAGUAUGGACCGGAAGAUAUUGAGACGUCUAUCGAUGAAUUGUUCGAUGGGAAUCCUGCAUCAAUGGUGAGAAGGAAAUGAUCUAAUUCUCUCUUUUGUCUAUAUAUAUUAAUAUUGAUGAUCAAUGGUGUUUAUUAUGAUGAUGAAGACAAAGUUCUGAUCAGAUGGGGAUUUCUUGUUGUUGUUAAUUUGACUCAUUUUUUGGUGUUAUAUUUGUGUUUAUUAAAUGUAUGUUCUUCUUCUCCCGCAAAGAAAACAAUUUUUUUUUCGUGAUUAAAGAUGUAAAAUCUAAUUAAUGUUACCUUGAUUUUGGUUCCAA